This is a messenger RNA of Drosophila montana, 1169 nucleotides long. RefSeq names its product Odorant receptor 9a (gene Or9a). The transcript has 3 exons. The record is from RefSeq and is a predicted model, not a curated record. Gene Ontology annotation, molecular function: odorant binding; olfactory receptor activity. Gene Ontology annotation, biological process: detection of chemical stimulus involved in sensory perception of smell; sensory perception of smell. NCBI's taxonomy places the organism in Eukaryota, Metazoa, Arthropoda, Insecta, Diptera, Drosophilidae. Bases 3 to 1169 code for a protein of 388 amino acids. Gene Ontology annotation, cellular component: plasma membrane.
CCAUGGAUGCAGCAUAUUUUCUGCGCGUGCAGGUCCUGGCCUUUCGACUGAUGGGCUACGAUUUGUGGAACAGCAGCAGCUCGCAUGAUCGUCCACAACUAACGCUAUUGGUAAUUGGCCUGAUGAGCGUCUUUAUGGCUCCACUCUUCUUUGCGAUUCUGCAUAACUUGACCAACGUGAGCAUCAUGUCCGAUGCGAUGGCCUCCCUAUUGGCCAUAAUUCUAACCUUGGUCAAGUAUUCGGUCUUUGUCUACUAUCGCAAGCGGUUCGUUCAGCUCAUUUAUCGCAUACGCGAUAUUCUCGAGCGGGAGAUCAAAGCCUUGCCUGAGGCAGCGGCCAUUGUGGAGGCGGAGAACCGCAGCGAUCAAUCCCUGAGCUUGACCUAUAUGCGCUGCUUCUUUGGCGCCUUAAUCUUUGCUGGCAUUAAGCCGAUUGUCAUCAUGUUAACGACCCGGCUGCGCACAGGCCUUACCCAAUUGGAGUUGCCCCACUCGGGCGUAUAUCCGUGGAGCGAUCAGGCAACUGCGCCGUAUGCGCCCACCUAUCUCUGGAACCUGGUGGCCAGCUAUGGUGCUGUGACCAUGUCGUUGGCCAUGGAUACGCUGCUCUUUGCCUUUACGUACAAUGUGUGCGCCGUCUUAAAGAUUGCCCAGCAUCGCAUCAAACAUCUGUUGCCCAGCAGCCUAGCACCGUGGCAGGAGUUUCAGGCAGUGGUGCAGGUGUUGCAACUACAUCAGACGGGUCUGUUGAUUGGCACCCAGCUGGGGCACAGCCUCCGGCCCUUGGUCUUUAUGCAGUUCUUUGUAACGGCCCUGCAGCUGUGCUUUGUUGGCUUUCAGUUGGCGGACCUUUUCCCCUCCCCGGAAUGCAUCUACUUUAUUUUCUUUGUGGGCUCCCUGCUUAUCGCCCUGUUCAUCUACUCGCACUGCGGCGAGAAUAUGAAGCAGGCCAGUGCCGACUUUGCCAUUGCCCUCUACGAUAGCAACUGGGUGGACUUUGCGCCGGCCACCAAGCGGCUGCUCAUUGUGGCCAUCAUGCGCGCCCAGCGGCCCUGCCAGCUAAAAGGCUAUUUCUUUGAGCCCAACAUGGCAACCUUUUCAGCGGUGGUUCGCUCGGCCAUUUCCUAUGUUAUGAUGCUGCGCUCCUUCAGUGCUGCGGACCAGUCAUAG